AUGAGGACAUGGACUCUGCUCCCCGCCAAUCUGCUGCGAACUACCGACAUUUCCCUGAACCUUGUUGGUAAUGCCGUCAACCAGUUCUCAGCCAACACCGCAGACCCUUUCCAAGUCGAUGCGGACGUCACUGUCGACGGCAUCACUCUUCCACUCGUGGGCCACCAUUACUUUGAUGCCACCCUGGUCCCCACAUUCGACUUGUAUACGAAAGGGGAGGUUCCGGUAUCGGAACAAGAUAGAAUAGAAGUCAAGGUCAGGGGACUGAGCUUUGGCCCUGGCGUUGAGGACCCUCCGGCACGCUCUGCAGCACCGUUCGGUUCUUUUGUGUACUACGUAGUAAUGCCGUUAGAACUGGCUGCACAAUUGGCUCGAGUUUCGGGAUUCUCAUUUCCGGUGCCAUGAUGAAUUUGAGCUCAGGAUUUCUAGUAUGGCAUGAGAUGCGGAGGACGACCCACCAGGGGCAUACAUUUACCGGUCAAGGAUGGAGUAUCUUCAAGGAUGCCUAAAGAAGCAUGAUGCCCU
Messenger RNA from Pseudomassariella vexata, 525 nucleotides. RefSeq lists its product as uncharacterized. The transcript has a single exon. The record is from RefSeq and is a predicted model, not a curated record. NCBI's taxonomy places the organism in Eukaryota, Fungi, Ascomycota, Sordariomycetes, Amphisphaeriales, Pseudomassariaceae. Bases 1 to 405 code for a protein of 134 amino acids.